This is a messenger RNA of Cicer arietinum (chickpea), 1911 nucleotides long. Its product is annotated as lysine histidine transporter 1-like. NCBI's taxonomy places the organism in Eukaryota, Viridiplantae, Streptophyta, Magnoliopsida, Fabales, Fabaceae. The record is from RefSeq and is a predicted model, not a curated record.
UGGAAACAAGUUCAUUCAGAAAGAAAAAAAUGGCUGAAACAAAUAUCAUUUCUAAAUCUAGAAACGCAAAUUUGUGCUAUUCUGCUUUUCACAAUGUCACUGCUAUGGUUGGAGCUGCAGUUCUUGGCUUCCCUUUUGCUAUGUCUCAGCUUGGAUGGGGUUUAGGCAUAACAAUUUUAAUCCUUUCAUGGAUAUGCACAUUGUACACUGCAUGGCAAAUGAUUGAAAUGCAUGAAGCUGUUGAAGGAAAGAGAUUUGACAAGUAUCAUGAAUUGGGUCAGCAUGCAUUUGGUGAAAGACUUGGUUUGUGGAUUGUGGUGCCUCAACAACUUUUGGUUGAGGUUGGCAUUGAUAUUGUUUAUAUGGUCACUGGUGCUAAAUCACUAAAGAAACUUCAUGAAACUCUUUGUCAUGAUUGUGAGCCUAUUAAGACAACUUACUUCAUUUUCAUGUUUGCUUGUGUUCAAUAUGUUCUUUCAUGUCUUCCUAGUUUCAACUCCAUCUCUAGUGUUUCUCUCGCCGCCGCCGUCAUGUCUCUAAGUUACUCCACAAUGGCUUGGAUAGCUUCAAUUCACAAGGGGACCCUACCAAACAUACAAUAUGGUAGCAGAUAUUCAACCAAAGCAGGAAAUGUGUUUGGCAUAUUUAAUGCUUUGGGUGAUAUAGCUUUUGGUUAUGCUGGCCACAACGUGAUUUUGGAGAUACAAUCAACAAUCCCUUCCACACCUGAAAAGCCCUCCAAAGUUUCCAUGUGGAGAGGCAUGAUCAUUGCUUAUUUAGUUGUUGCUAUGUGUUAUUUUCCUGUUACUAUCUUUGGUUACCGUGCUUUUGGAAACUCUGUUGAUGAUAACAUCCUUUUGUCACUUGAGAAACCACGUUGGCUCAUUGUUGCUGCUAAUAUUUUUGUUUUCGUUCAUGUCGUUGGAAGUUAUCAGGUCUAUGCGGUUCCGGUGUUUGAUAUGUUUGAAUCAUUUCUAGUAAAAAGGAUGAAUUUCAAGCCAACUCGGUUACUUCGAUUCUUGACUCGAAAUUUAUAUAUUUCACUUACCAUGUUCCUUGCAAUUGCAUUUCCUUUCUUUGGUGGGCUUCUAAGCUUUUUUGGUGGAUUUGCCUUUGCUCCAACCACAUAUUUUCUUCCUUGCAUAAUGUGGAUUUUUAUCUUUAAACCAAAGAUAUUUAGCUUGUCUUGGUGUGCAAAUUGGUUUUGCAUCUUAUUUGGAGUGUUGUUGAUGAUUUUAGCUCCUAUUGGGGCGUUGAGGCAAGUCAUACUGCAAGCUAAGGACUACAAAUUUUACUUAUGAUAUUCCAAAUGAGGUUGCAGAAUCACACUUGCCUAUAAUUCCUCAUGAGAUUGGGACAUAUAUUUUUUUUGGUUCAUGCUGUAUUGGCUACUUUUAUUAGCUCUAGUUUUUUUUUUCCUUUCAAAAUCCUAAACUCAUAUGUAAGUUGCAUCAAAACCAUAGGAUAAUUAAAUUUAACCAAUUAUCAUUGCACAAGAAUGGAUUGGAUAGCAUUGUAUUAGAGUUUUAAUUUUCCUUCAUUUUUGUGGUUUACACCUAAUUGACACCAACUUUCCAACAAAUUAAACAAAUGGGAGACCUAAUUAACACUUAGAUCAAAGCAUAGAACAAUUUACAAAUAUGAAUUUAUUUACCACCUAUUUAUCUUGCUAACCUGAUGCAACAAUAAUGAGCCACAACAAACCCAUCAAACACUUUCUCCUUCUUCUAUAUCAUCAUUUGUUGUUCUUGAUUCACACUGAGGUGCUUCGUUUUGUUAUCCUCACCAUCAACUAUCAUGUACAACAAUCAGCAUCCCAAGAUAAUAAAAAAAAAAUACAUUACUACUCUCAAUUAUAUCAAUAGCCUUCUCUGUCUGAAAACAAAGUUAUUAAGUGGAACUUACAAGGAA